UUCCUGAGCGUCCCAGUCCGGGCCCGGCCUUCCCCAGCACGGGCGGGGCUCACCUGAACCGUCCGGGGCGCCCCAGGUGGCUCGGGGCGGGGAGGAGCCGCGCCCCGCUCCGCCCCGCGCGGCCGCAGCCAACGCCAGCCCCCGGCGGGCGCGCUCGGAGCCGGGCCGGGAGCCGCCGCCGGAGCCGCGCGCGCGGGCGGCGCAGGCAACCUUUGCUCAGAGCCUGUCUCCUCUCAAACGGAACCACUGAGUUUUCCACCUCCUCCCCUCAGCCCUGAUCGUGGAGUCCACCUAGGAAUAUCCUGUUCAGAGUCAAAUCCAUUGGUUCUGCUCUGUCUCCCCCAACCCUCUGCCCACUUGCUCACCUCAACCAGCACGUGAUACCUUGACACUUGGGGUUGAAGACCUCUUCACCAUUUCACAAAAGCAGCCUGACAAUGUACCCUGGACCUGUCUCUUCAGGUGUCCUUGGAUGAAGGGAACACAGAGACUGUAAAAAGAGGAGUAAAGAAAGUUGUUAAAGAAAGAUACAUGAGUUUUGACUUUUCCAAACCCAAUGCCAGGAUGCUGCCCCUCUGCCAUGCUCUAGCUCUAGCUGUGGUCCACAUCUUCAUCAUCUCAGAAAACUGGGCCUUUGCCAAGAACAUCAACUUCUAUAAUGUGAGGCCUCCUCUUGACCCUACACCAUUCCCCAAUAGCUUCAAGUGUUUCACUUGUGAAAAUGCAGGAGAUAAUUAUAACUGCAAUCGAUGGGCAGAAGAUAAGUGGUGUCCACAAAAUACACAGUACUGUUUGACCGUUCAUCACUUCACCAGCCAUGGAAGAAGUACAUCCAUCACCAAAAAGUGUGCCUCCAGGAGUGAAUGCCAUUUUGUUGGUUGCCACCACAGCCGAGAUUCUGAACAUACAGAGUGUAGGUCUUGCUGUGAAGGAAUGAUCUGCAACGUGGAGUUGCCUACCAACCACACUAACGCCGUCUUCGCGGUGAUGCACGCGCAGAGAACGUCCGGCAGCAGCGCACCCAGGCCCUACCUCCUGGCACUUGCCGGGGCCAUCCUGCUCCCGUGGCUGUGAUGCCGCCAGCCACCAGAGGAACCCUCUCAGGCACAUACUGAAAACUGCGAACAACAUCCUUUGGGGCAAAGACCAGUCUGGCGUAUGCUGAAGAAUGCACGUUAGACCUCCAAGUAGAAGACUCGGCAUAUCUGAGAUGCUCCCGCAUGUGGUUUGGCGAUCCAGGCCAUUUAUGGGCAGAGACUGGAGAGUUUGCCCUCCAGACUUCCUGUGCAGAUGCUCACUUCUGCCGGAAGGACCAGUUUGCUUCAAUAACUGGUGGUCGCAGGAGCCCAGGUGGGCCUUCUCAGAGCAGGACUUGAACUGAAAGGAUUCCUCAACCUCACUGACUCCUCCGCCGGCUGCCGAGUCCGACCUUUUGUCUCUGGGAUUAGCUCAGAGUGUCCCCGUGAAAGCUAACCCUUUUUCUGGUGAUAGAAAGCAGUUUCCCUCCAUGGGAAAACUGCUCCAUGAAGAAAAAUUCCAGUUGAACUAAUAUGAAGUGCAUUUGGGAGAAACGAAGCUUUUAAAUUAUAUGUGAUAAAAUG
Messenger RNA from Sorex araneus (European shrew), 1601 nucleotides. RefSeq names its product LY6/PLAUR domain containing 6B (gene LYPD6B). Gene Ontology annotation, molecular function: acetylcholine receptor regulator activity. The transcript is spliced from 8 exons. Lineage: Eukaryota; Metazoa; Chordata; Mammalia; Eulipotyphla; Soricidae. The record is from RefSeq and is a predicted model, not a curated record. The coding region runs from base 532 to 1074 and encodes 180 amino acids.